AUGGCUAAAGGCAAACCUCCUCAGCAUCCUUUUCAGUCUCCCAUGGAAGAUCAUAGUAGUCCCUAUUUUCUUCACAAUGGUGAUCAUCCAAGUCUCUCUCUGGUUUCUCUUUCACUUGCUGGAUCUGGUUCAAACUAUCAUUCUUGGCGCCGAUCAAUGGUUACAGCUCUAAAUGCUAAGAACAAACUUGGGUUUAUCGAUGGAACCAUCUCAUGUCCUGCUGCAACAGAUCUCCUUGCUGGUCCUUGGUCUCGCUGCAACAGCAUGGUCAUAUCUUGGCUCUCUAACUCGGUUUGCAAAGAAAUUGCAGAGAGCAUCCUCUAUCAUGAAACAGCCCUCGAAAUAUGGAAUGAUCUAUACGAACGAUUUCAUCAGGGCAGUGGUCCUCGAAUUUUUGAACUCAAGCAAAAAAUUCUUGCUCACACUCAAGGAUCGGCUGAUGUCAAUACCUACUAUACUCGACUGAAAUCCUUGUGGGAUGAGCUUCAAGAAUUCAAAGCGAUACCAGUUUGCAAUUGCGGUGGCAUGCGUGUUUAUAUGGAGGAUCAACAACGAGAAUCUGUGAUGCAAUUUCUGCUGGGUUUGAACGAAUCCUUCGCUCAGAUUCGAGCUCAGAUCCUGUUGAUGGAACCGGCUCCUCCGCUGAACAAAGUUUUCUCCCUGGUUGUUCAAGAAGAACGGCAGCGAUCUCUUACCACCUCCAACUCUCCGACAUUCACUGCUCCUGUUUCCUCCAGAUUUCAAGCGGCAUCCAGAGCUUCUUCUCCUAGUAAUGCCUCUCGAUCAAGAAAGGAUCGCCCACUCUGUACCCAUUGCAACAUCUUGGGUCACACAGUUGAUCGGUGCUACAAAAUACAUGGGUAUCCACCUGGAUUCAGAAAUAGGCCCAACUUCAGGCCCAAUGGUUCUUGCCCAAAUCAGAUGCUACCCAAUAGUCUUCACACGAAUAAGUUGACUCUCACAGAUGGCUCCACCACCUCUGCAUUUCCACCGCCUCUCACUCAUGACCAGCACAAUCAGUUAUUGGCUCUCUUAAGUUUGCACAGCUCGAGUGGCUCCUCUACCUCAUUCGGUGAUAGCAACCCGCUUCAGCAAUCCAUUUCCAACUUCACUGGACCAUUCACAGGGGAAGCUAAUUGGGAUGGGUAG
Messenger RNA from Vitis riparia (riverbank grape), 1149 nucleotides. RefSeq lists its product as uncharacterized. Lineage: Eukaryota; Viridiplantae; Streptophyta; Magnoliopsida; Vitales; Vitaceae. The transcript has 2 exons. The record is from RefSeq and is a predicted model, not a curated record. The coding region runs from base 1 to 1149 and encodes 382 amino acids.